Spinacia oleracea (spinach) is the source of this 2254-nucleotide messenger RNA. RefSeq names its product apoptosis inhibitor 5-like protein API5. Gene Ontology annotation, cellular component: nucleus. Gene Ontology annotation, molecular function: mRNA binding. The transcript has 16 exons. Gene Ontology annotation, biological process: regulation of programmed cell death. Bases 271 to 1983 code for a protein of 570 amino acids. The record is from RefSeq and is a predicted model, not a curated record. Lineage: Eukaryota; Viridiplantae; Streptophyta; Magnoliopsida; Caryophyllales; Amaranthaceae.
GAAAUCAAAACCUCUUAACAGAGUACCGUUUUCUCUAUCUUUCCCCCAAACCCUUCAAUUCCAUAUUUCAAUCCCAUCUCCUUCUACACUAUUCCACGCUUCUUCAAAAAACCCUGCUCUGCUUCCUCACUCUUGUAAGUCCCCCUUUCUUUCUCUCUGCAAAACCCUCUCAAUUUUUCAUGUUGUUGUUGCGGCAAUCGCAUUCAAUUCCUCCUCACUUCUCUAUUCUUGUUUCUCUACUUUCCAGGCGUUUCUCUCUCCUCUCCGUCAAUGGCUGACGCCGCCACCACCUCCACCACAGCUACAACAAAUGCUUCCUCCGCCGCCGUCGCUGUAGAAGACGCCAAUAAGGACAUUGAAAAGCUCUACGAGUUUGGCGAGCGUCUCAGUGAAGCCAAGGACAAGUCUGAGAAUGUGAAGGAUUAUGAGGGGAUUAUUAAGGCGGCGAAAGGUAGUUCGAAGGCUAAACAAUUGGCUGCGCAGCUAAUUCCGAGGUUCUUCAAAUACUUCCCCAACCUUUCGAGUAGUGCCGUUGAUGCUCAUCUUGAUUUGUGCGAAGAGGAAGAUCUCGGGGUUCGUGUCCAAGCUAUAAGGGGUCUUCCCCUUUUCUGCAAGGAUACACCAGAAUAUGUCUCUAAGAUUGUUGACAUUCUUGCUCAAUUACUCAUGGCUGAGGAGAAUGUGGAAAGGGAUGCUGUUCAGAAAGCUUUGAUGUCUCUUCUGAGGCAAGAUGUGAAAGCAUCAUUGUCAGCACUGUUUAAGCAUAUUGAGAGCAUAGAGGAGAGUACUGAUGAAAAUAUACGGGAGAAGGUCUUGGCCUUUAUAAGAGACAAGGUUUUCCCCCUUAAAGCUGAACUUUUGAAGCCACAAGAGCAAAUGGAAAGACAUAUAACUGAUUUAGUUAAAAAGAGUUUGCGAGACGUAACUGGUGCUGAAUUUAAGAUGUUCAUAGACUUUUUAAAAAGUUUGAACCUGUUUGGUGAUAAAGCUCCUACUGAGCGUGUCCAAGAACUUAUUGAAAUUAUAGAAAGCCAAGCUGAUCUGGAUGCACAAUUUGACGUCCUAGAUGUAGACCAUAUCAACAGGCUUAUAUCAUGCCAAUAUAUUGCAAUUCCCUUUUUCAUGCGGGGGGCAUCAAAUAGCAACUUCCUCAACUAUGUGAACAAACAUAUAAUUCCAGUUUUUGAUAAGAUUCCAGAGGAACGAAAGCUAGAUCUACUAAAAAAUCUUGCUGAAAGCUCUCCAUAUACCGCACCACAGGAUGCACGCCAGAUCCUUCCUUAUAUUGUUCAGCUUUUAAAGAAGUACAUGCCUCGAAAGAGGACUGGAGAAGAGAUGAACUUCACAUAUGUUGAGUGCUUAUUGUACACUUUUCACCAUUUGGCUUCGAAGGCCCCCAAUGCCUCCAACAGCUUAUGUGGUUACAAGAUUGUAACUGGCCAACCAUCAGAUAGGAUAGGGGAGGACUUUUCAGAGAACUAUAAGGACUUCACAGAAAGGUUGAAUUGUGUUGAGGAGCUCUCCAGGGCUACCAUGAAGAAGUUAACUCAGGGUAUGGAUGAGCAAAACAAGCGGAUGGCAUCCGCAUCGAACGAAGUUAAAGACAAGAUUAAAACUGAAAAACAAAAUGCUACGACAGGACUGAAAACUUGCAAUAACAUUCUGGCUAUGACUCAGCCACUACAUAAAAAUUCACCUUCAUUUAUCGGCGACAAGAGGAUCAACCUAUCAUGGAAAGAACCAGUAAAAUCAGCUGUUCCUUCAGCUACUGUUGGGGGCAAACGGCCAGCCAGUGCUGCUCUUAAUGGCUCCAACAGCAAUGCAGCCAAAAAAGGGCGAGGAGGCGGACAAUUUCAGAACCAGCUUGUUAACAGGGCAUUUGAUGGUAUUUCCUACGGAGGGAGAGGUGGCGGUAGAGGGGGCCGAGGAAGAGGAUGGGGUGGUGGGCGACCUGGACGUGGUAGAGGGAGGGGAUAUAGGUAAAAUUCCCAGUUCAAAGUGAACCAGUUUCACUUGAAGUGCUUUUGGAAGUGGCAGAGUAGUUGGAACCUGGAUAGUUAUAAACAAGUGACGCGGCUGUGCCAUAUAAUGUACCAGAACUGCUCUUGAUUGACAAAUGACAAAUUUUCUGUUUAGGGAAGCAGUUGAGCUGAUGUUUAGUUUGUACGUUGUAGGGUUGAGAUUUACUUAGUUACAUUGUUACUUUAGACAUUUGUUUUAUUUAAGACUUAUUAUGAGCCUCGUUAUUCUUUCA